AUGGCCUUAGCAGAUCUUAUUGAGUGCACUAUUGAUUUUGAAGGUCAAAAACAAACAGAUAAAUUAACACAUUACUUGUUGAUUGCAACGGGUAUAGCAAGCUUUAUCUUGGGUUAUUCAGCACAGUCUUUACAGUUAUUACUUGUUGUCUUUAUAAUUGGAUUUAUACUGACUGCUCUUAUGGUUAUUCCCCCUUGGCCAAUGUACAACAAACAUCCUCAACCUUUUAUUUUAAGCGAGAAAAAAGAUUAA
This is a messenger RNA of Gilbertella persicaria, 252 nucleotides long. RefSeq names its product microsomal signal peptidase 12 kDa subunit-domain-containing protein. Bases 1 to 252 code for a protein of 83 amino acids. The record is from RefSeq and is a predicted model, not a curated record. Gene Ontology annotation, biological process: protein targeting to ER. NCBI's taxonomy places the organism in Eukaryota, Fungi, Mucoromycota, Mucoromycetes, Mucorales, Choanephoraceae. The transcript has 4 exons. Gene Ontology annotation, cellular component: signal peptidase complex; endoplasmic reticulum membrane.